Messenger RNA from Chironomus riparius, 1446 nucleotides. The record is from the annotation of a GenBank genome assembly. Lineage: Eukaryota; Metazoa; Arthropoda; Insecta; Diptera; Chironomidae.
AUGGCUAAUAUUAAGGAUUAUGAGUUACUUCAACAAAUUGGUAGUGGUACUUUUGCGGUAGUUCACAAAGCAAUUAAUAAAAAAACGCGGCAGUUUUGUGCAAUUAAAAUAAUGGAUAGAAAGAAAUUUUCAAAGACAAACUACAUUGAUAAUUUAAUUCAAGAAAUUUCAUUCCAUAAAAUGCUCGAUCAUCGAUAUAUAGUCAAAAUGUAUGAUUUCAGUUGGGAUGCUACCAAUAUUUACAUAAUGAUGGAGUUAUGUGAAUUCAGCUUAUCGUCGUUUAUAAAAAAAAGAAACAGAUUACCAGAAAGUACAGUAAGGAUCUUUACAAGAAUGGUAGCGGAAGCUCUUAAAUACCUACGUGAAAACAAUAUAUCACACUUUGAUCUCAAGCCACAAAAUUUAUUACUCACAAGGAACAAUCCUAAUUCUAUUUAUGUUCUAAAACUUUGUGAUUUUGGUUUUGCGCAACAUUUGUCAAGUGACGAGGAAGAAAGUUCGAUGGUUAAAGGAAGCUAUCUUUACAUGGCACCAGAAAUCGCUAUAAAUAGGAAAUAUGACGCAAGAGCUGAUUUAUAUUCGAUAGGUGUAAUUCUUUAUGAGUGUCUUUUUGGAAAUGCUCCAUACUCUUCAAAAACAAUUGAUGAGCUACUUGAAAAAAUUAAAUCUAGACAGAAAAUUGAGUUGUCUUCAAAUGUUAAAAUAUCGAAUGAAUGUGAAGAUUUACUGACUAGACUUUUACAACAUGACCCAGACAAGCGGAUUUCAUUUCAAGAAUUUUUCAAUCACAGUUUUGUGGAUAUGAAGCAUGCACCUAGUGAUGAGAAUAUGGAAAAGGCUAUCGAAAUAUUUCGACAUGCAGUCGAAGAAGACACAAACCAAAAUUAUAAUGAGGCUUAUCACCUGUACUGUGAAGGUCUCACAUACUUUGUUCCAUCUAUUAAUGCUGAAGUUGGUGCGAGGAAAGUAGCAUUGAGAGAAAAGGCUGCAAAUUAUUUGAAUCGUGCUGAAGAGAUCAAGCAGUUUAUAAUUUAUUCAUCAUCAGCACCAAAUGUCAAUGUUAUGGAGCCAGUAACGAAAGCUUCUUCAAGUUCAACACAAUCAGUACAAAAUGCCUUAGAACCUACAGCUAGCUAUAAAGCUCUAUAUGAAAAAUGUUAUUCUAAUGACCAACUCAAAAAUGGUCUAGAAAUCGGCAAGUCUGGAGAAUAUUAUGCUUACGAGCAUAAACUUGAAAAUGCUUUAGAAAACUUUAAACGAGCACUUACAAUCCUCGUUCCAUUACUAAAUAAAGAAACUGAUUCUGAACGAAAGAAGUUGCUACACAAACAAAUUCAAGAAUGGAUGAAAGAAGCAGAGAGCAUAAAAUCAAUACUCGAAACCCAAAGAAAUAUUGAACAAAGUUCCAGUGAUUCAAACACAAAUAGUCAUUGUGUGAUCUCAUAA